UUUUGACUCUCUUUUAGGCCUAGUGCAUCAAGUCUGGCGAUAUCCACUGAUCAGUGGUGGUAUCCGUGUUCCUGCUGAAUCAAGGGGCAGUUUCACGUUUAUUUAAAAGCAACUGAGGGAUUUAAAAUAGCAAAGGAUAUACAAGAUGCCUCUUUCGUGCAGAUUUUACAAGCAAAUAUACCCAGAAAUUGACGAUGUCGUCAUGGUCAACGUCAGAAGUAUUGCCGAAAUGGGGGCAUAUGUUCACCUGUUGGAAUACAAAAAUAUUGAAGGAAUGAUAUUACUUAGUGAGCUGUCAAGAAGACGUAUACGAUCUAUUAAUAAAUUGAUUAGAGUUGGAAGAAAUGAGUGUGUGGUUGUCAUCCGAGUUGAUAAAGAUAAAGGUUAUAUUGAUUUGUCAAAAAGAAGAGUUUCACCAGAAGAAGUAAAGAAAUGCGAAGAAAAGUUUAACAAAGCAAAAACGGUAAAUAGCAUUCUGAGACACGUUGCUGAAGUGUUGGAGUAUUCUAGUGAUGAGCAAUUAGAAGACCUGUAUGAAAAGACCGCUUGGUAUUUUGAUGAAAAGUAUAAAGCAACUGGAGGUUCAUAUGAAAUAUUCAAACAUGCUGUCAAUGAACCAUCAAUCUUGGAUGACUGUCAGCUUGAUGAAGAGACCAAGGAAGUCCUUCUAACUGACAUCAAUAGGCGUAUGACACCACAGGCCAUUAAAGUUAGAUCUGAUAUUGAAGUUGCUUGCUAUGGGUAUGAGGGAAUUGAUGCUGUAAAAGCAGCAUUAAGAGAAGGACUCAAAUUUUCAACUGAAGAAAUGCCUGUCAAAAUUAAUCUGAUUGCGCCACCUGUCUAUGUUGUGACAACAACAACACUAGAACGUGAGCUUGGUGUAGAGACCAUUAAGAAGGCUAUUAAGGCUAUUGAGGAUUCCAUUAAUGCAAGCAAUGGACAGUUUAAUGUCAAAAUGGAGCCUAAAGUCGUCACAGACACAGACGAAGCUGAAUUCUCGAAGCAGCUAGCGCAGCUUGAGAAAAUGAACGCUGAAGUUGCAGGAGAUGAUAGUGCCGAUGAAAUGCCUAAUGACGAUGAAGACGAACCAGAACAGUAAUCGUGAAUGAGCAGGCAUUGACAAAGAUAUUUAGUAUUAUCAAUAGAUAGUUUUGCUAUCAUUUGCCGAGCGCUAUUAUAUUUACUAAGGCUGCAAAUGUCUAAGUUGGUUUUCUUUAAUGGAAGGUAUGAAAUUAUCAACAACAAGGGUUUUUAUAUCUUCGAUGCAUGCCAAACUCGA
Messenger RNA from Rhopilema esculentum, 1279 nucleotides. Its product is annotated as eukaryotic translation initiation factor 2 subunit 1. Gene Ontology annotation, biological process: translational initiation. NCBI's taxonomy places the organism in Eukaryota, Metazoa, Cnidaria, Scyphozoa, Rhizostomeae, Rhizostomatidae. The record is from RefSeq and is a predicted model, not a curated record. Gene Ontology annotation, cellular component: eukaryotic translation initiation factor 2 complex; eukaryotic 48S preinitiation complex. Gene Ontology annotation, molecular function: ribosome binding; translation initiation factor activity; RNA binding.